Molecule: messenger RNA, 338 nt
Organism: Odontomachus brunneus
Lineage: Eukaryota; Metazoa; Arthropoda; Insecta; Hymenoptera; Formicidae
Product: SRA stem-loop-interacting RNA-binding protein, mitochondrial-like
Exons: 1
Coding region: 33-305 (90 amino acids)
Molecular function (GO): mRNA binding
Source: RefSeq, a predicted model, not a curated record
CACUAUAAGGAUAACAAAGCUGAGUACAAGUUAUGGCCAGUGCUAAAUACAUACUUCAGAUUAACAACAUUCCUUGGACGAUAGGCCGUCAACAGUUAGCACAAUAUUUCUCCCAGUUCGGCUACGUGCGCAAUGCCACUGUAGUGUUCGAUAAAACAACUGGUUUCAAUCAGGGUUACGGCUACGUCACAUUCGCGAAGAAGGAGGACUUAGGCUUCGUGCUGGAGAACAAACACUCUCUAGAAGGGAAGACUUUGUCAUUAAAAUAUGCCAAGUUAGAUCUGAAUGACGAUAUAUUUAACUGAAGGGAGAAGAGACGCGUGAGUUGCCACACAAUG